GUCUAAGAACCGGUCCAACAGGAAAUGAAAUUAUGAAUCGAAGAAGGAAACCCUGAGUGCAUUUUCUCAUUUUUUUUCCCUGACAAAUCUGAAUUUUGAAGAGGCAUUGAGAUUGAGCCCAGUUACCGAAUUUUUUCCAGAGCGUAAGGUAUUAAAAGAUCAAUUCGACGUCACGUAGAUCCGAAGACAACCAUGGAUGAGUUCGAAUUUCGUCGACUUCUUCAUCUAUUUCCCGUUGUUCGAUCUCGAGACUUUCAUGCUGAGACAGACUUAUGUGGAGAGUCAGCAUCCAAGUCACCCAAGUGUGAGGUGGGGGGAUGGCAAGAUGCAUGGAAUGAAGAUAAAGAAAAGUCAAAGAUCCAAGGACUUGACCUACAUGAUGCAUUCUGGAAGAAGCUAAAGUUAGCUGCUGAGAAGAAGGUGGGCGAGGAAGAAGCAGAGAAAUUCUGUAGCUCAUUUCAACAGAUACACAGUAGACUUGUUAAUGAAGAACUGGAUUUGGAUGCUGCUCGAAGCUUUCUGGAGGCAUUCAGUUCCGUAGAUUAGUAUGAUUAUGUGCUUCAUGCUUCAUGUAUUUCAUAUAUCAUCUUGCCUCCAUAGACCACAUUUUUCAAGAGUUUUAUUGGAAUUCAAUUACCAACAAGGAUUUGGAACAGCUAAGUUUUGUUUUCAAGGAAUUUUCAGACACCAUCUUCCACUAUCACACAUUGGAUUUUACCA
Messenger RNA from Momordica charantia (bitter melon), 720 nucleotides. RefSeq names its product octanoyltransferase. NCBI's taxonomy places the organism in Eukaryota, Viridiplantae, Streptophyta, Magnoliopsida, Cucurbitales, Cucurbitaceae. The record is from RefSeq and is a predicted model, not a curated record.